Molecule: messenger RNA, 2455 nt
Organism: Salvia miltiorrhiza (redroot sage)
Lineage: Eukaryota; Viridiplantae; Streptophyta; Magnoliopsida; Lamiales; Lamiaceae
Product: protein S-acyltransferase 21
Exons: 10
Coding region: 453-2366 (637 amino acids)
Biological process (GO): peptidyl-L-cysteine S-palmitoylation; protein targeting to membrane
Cellular component (GO): endoplasmic reticulum; Golgi apparatus
Molecular function (GO): protein-cysteine S-palmitoyltransferase activity
Source: RefSeq, a predicted model, not a curated record
AUUCAAAUGAAGAAAUUGGAGUUGCCGGAGUUAAUUAAGCAGUCAAUAUAUUUUUACUAGUAGAAGACUGAAAACAAUAUCCAUUUUCUAUUUUCUUUUAUAUUUCUUCAGCUCAUUACCCUCAAAAAAAAAAAAAUACAGAUGGCUCAUUGAUCGAUAAAUCGAAAUGCAGAAGCCCUAGAUUUCUGAGCAAAAAAAUAACUGAAUGGGUCGUGUCAAAAUGAGUUUUUUGCAUCUAUUUGGGUCAGCAUUAAAAUCUUGAGAGGAAUACUGCAGUUUGCGGGUUCAGUUAUUUUGUUCAAUUUGUUUGGGAGGAAAUAUCAACAACUGUAGCAGAUUUAUGGUUACUGUUAUUCUGGAUUAUGCUCCAUUUCUUCACUACUGUUUUGCAUUGUUGAAGUUUGGUUUGUUAGAGUGUGGAUGGUGUUGAAUUUUACACUGCUUUUGAAUCUAUGGCGAGGCGUCAUGGGUGGCAACUCCCUGCUCACUCCUUUCAGGUUGUGGCAAUAACAGUUUUUUUCCUAUUAUCUGUUGCUUUCUACGCUUUUUUCGCUCCUUUUUUGGGAAAGGAAAUCUAUGAGUACAUUGCUAUAGGCAUCUAUUCUUCCCUGGCACUCUCUGUAUUUAUACUUUAUGUGCGAUGUACGGGUAUUGACCCCGCCGAUCCUGGAAUUCUCAUUGAAGCAGACAAGAUGUCGGCGUACACAUCUCAUGUUGGCACGGAGUUGACUGGUACAUUAUCUGCAACCGAAGAGCCCGGAAAAUUUGGGUUGAAGAAUGGAGGAGCAUCUUACGAACAUGAUUCAGGUCGCUGUUUGAAUGUCGGAUGUUGCCUUUGCUAUUGUCUUGUGAAGGAGGAUUGUCGAAAGGAUGAAAAUUAUCUACUGGAACAAAAUAGCGAGGAGGCUUUGUUCUGCACAUUGUGCAACGCUGAGGUGCGGAAGUUCAGCAAGCAUUGCAGAAGUUGUGACAAAUGUGUUGACGGAUUCGAUCAUCACUGUCGGUGGCUGAAUAAUUGCGUGGGCAGGAAAAACUACAUAUCGUUCGUAUGCUUAAUGGCUGCAAGCCUUGCUUGGCUUGUUUUUGAAUGCGCAGUGGGGAUUGCCGUUCUUGUGCGCUGUUUUGUUGAUAGGAAAGCUACUGAGAACGCAAUCAUUGACAGGCUCGGAGAUGGAUUUUCUCGUCCACCAUUUGCUACUGUGGUGGCUUUAUGUACAGCUGUUUCAUUACUUGCGACUGUUCCUUUGGGAGAGUUAUUCUUUUUCCACAUCAUUCUUAUCCGAAAGGGUAUCACUACUUAUGAGUAUGUCGUUGCCAUGAGGACCCAAAGUGAACCUCCCGGACCUUCGGUAGAUGGAGGUGAUCAACAAAGUUUACCCUCUUCACCAACGAGCUCUGCUGUGACCGCCAUGAGCGGUAGAAGCUCUGUUGGAAUGGGUCUACAAUAUAAAGGCGCUUGGUGUACUCCUCCGAGGAUAUUUAUGGAUCAUCAGGAUGAAAUCGUUCCUCACCUUGAGCCCGGCCGACUACCAUCGACGGUUGAUCCAGAUCACUUCAUCCAAUCCGACAGGGGAAAGAAAGCAUCACAGCGCCCCAUCAGAAUCAGCGCGUGGAAGCUGGCGAAACUGAACUCCCACGAGGCGAUCAAAGCAGGUGCAAAGGCCAGAGCGUCGUCCUCCGUUCUACGCCCCAUCGGUUCCAGACCUCAUCCUUACGACGGCGACCAUCUGUCGAGCACGACCAUGAGCAGUCCUACCAGCAUGAGGCACGGAUACUAUGAGACCAAUGCCCGAGCAGGUACGUCCAGGUUAUCGCCGGCGAAGAGCUCGUACCCGCCAAGCCGAGCUAGCCGGGACGACACCGACACGUGCGCCCACAGCAUCAGCAACCUGAGCAGCCCUCUCGCCGCGAACCUAACGCCCUCACCGAUGGGGCAACACUCGUCGAACUUCAACCCGGUGUAUCAGUCGUCGGCUGCACAGUCGCCUCUGUCGGCAAGGGCCAGCGAGGCUCCCGAGGCGCGGGCCCCGACGAGGAGGAACAACAAUGCAGCGGGCACUGCGGACGGCGGGAAGUCCUCGGUGUACUGGGAUCCGGAGGCGGGCAGGUUCGUCUCGUCUGCCUCGAGGAGCGUCGGUGGUUCUUCGUCUGCGACGGAGCUCACGUACUCGGGGCAGUCAAUAUUCUUUGGAGGGCCGCUCAUGAACGAGCAGCUGAACAGGAGCGCGCGUUCGGGCGGGCCACAGCAGCGGAGCUCGACCUCGAGUUACUACCAACAGGGGAGAUCGCAGCGUGGAGGUCAGCUUCCUGUGUUUGUGCCGAGUGAUUCCCAUCAGCAAAACCAAUUUUCUUCUAAUUUAGAGUAGCAUUUUGAUUAAUGUUUGCUGUUACUAACUGAGCAGUAGAAUUAGAUCGUUACAAUUCUUCAUUUUCUCAUAAUCUGUUCCAAUGUCAA